Messenger RNA from Orbilia oligospora ATCC 24927, 918 nucleotides. RefSeq lists its product as uncharacterized. Lineage: Eukaryota; Fungi; Ascomycota; Orbiliomycetes; Orbiliales; Orbiliaceae. The record is from RefSeq and is a predicted model, not a curated record. The coding region runs from base 1 to 918 and encodes 305 amino acids. The transcript has a single exon.
AUGGCCGAGAAAGAGGAUUAUACCUUUCAAAUCCAGCUAAACACUGAAGUUCAAGAAAUUGGGUUUCAUUCAAAAAACGAUGGGGAUGAGAUACAGCGCCCUGAUAUCGUAGACGACAUUUGCAGGGGAUUGCUCAUCCAAGCGCGCAUUGAUCGAAUCAUACAUGGUACAGAGACUGAGAAUGGCAGUCCAGCCACUCUAGUUGUCUUCGGUUUCCGUUUUCAUGGUCUCGGAAAACGGCGCCGUCUUCAGUCAGCAACUAUCGAAAUUCUAUUUCAAGAUCUUGGAAGAAGGCGAGGUUGCGAUCCUGAAGUAAUAUCUCUGUGGCCGAAUGGAGAGUUUACUUUGAGCGAAACUGCGGUGUCAAUCCAAAACAUACAAUCCGCAGAAACCGGAAUUGGCAUAGAAGCGAUGGGUGCCACAGGAACAAUGGCAGUGAAGUUGGAGCAACAGGAGAGCUACGAAACGUCUGAUAAGUCGAUCGUAGUCGGCUCAAUCAUCCUUGAUAAGCAGGUCCGUAACUAUGGGCCGAAGAACGCUAUUCGACUAACUCUUGAAGAGAACAAGACCAACAAGACAGGCGUCAUCACUGACUUACGGUCUGUUGUUCUACUAAAGAGGCACCAUAACGAUAUAUUCGAAGCCUUCGUGAAGGUAAAAGCCACCGGUAGUUUCUCCUAUAAUGCUGUCAGAGGUUUACGCAAUCUCGUUCGAAUGUCCCCGGACAACGAUCCAGUGAGAUUCGAGCCGGGCAAGCAAUACCUGAGGACAGCGAGUCUAGCAGAUCCGAUGGAAGCGCGGUUGGGGGCAGAUAUCGAUAGCCAGAAUCUUAGUAAAGUGCGGCUUGACAAACUUGGUGCGGUUCUCGGAACAACAGUAGUUACAACUAUUAUCGACAUGACGGACAGCAUGGAUUAA